Nezara viridula (southern green stink bug) is the source of this 2780-nucleotide messenger RNA. Lineage: Eukaryota; Metazoa; Arthropoda; Insecta; Hemiptera; Pentatomidae. The record is from the annotation of a GenBank genome assembly.
UUGACAGGUUAAGGGAUGAGGAAGAAGUGGACAUUAAUGCUAAUAAAGACCACUAUGAAGGAGGAAAUGUGGAACAAACAUCACUGUUUAUAAAGAAUGCCACCAGGAAAGAUAUGGGCAACUACACCUGCAUCUUGGAAAAUGAAGUCGGGGCUAUGGCAUCUCAGAACUUUGUUUAUGUCUCUAUCUACUUUAAGCCUGAAACAAGUGUCAGAAUGAAUCCAGCAUCGCCUGUCAUAGCUUCAGAGGACUUGGACGUGACCCUAUUCUGCCAGGUUGAGGCUGGAAAUCCUCCAGUACUGACCCAUGUCCGCUGGUUUCUAGAUGGCGUGAUUCUGAAAGAAUUGCCGGAUUGUUCCAACACUACCUUCUGUGAUAUAAACCCUAUACAGUUGUUUCUUGAGGGCAUCACUCGCAACUUUCAUGGCAACUAUUCUUGUAUGGGCAAAAAUGAAGCUGGGUGGGGUCCACGCUCACCUGAUUCUGAACUUAUUGUCUAUUAUCCUCCUAGUGGUGCCGAACUUAAUCACACUCCAGACCGUGUGGUGAAGAGAGGAUCAAUGACACUUUAUUGCAGUGUCAAAGAUCGCGGAAGACCAGAAAAUACGACCUAUAGAUGGACUAGGGGCAAUCAUCCUGUUAUGGAUGUGAACUCAGCAAACUGGACGAUCGAUCCAGUUACACUAGAAGCUGAAACAAACUUUACCUGUACCGCUGUCAAUCUUGGUGGAGAAUCGAAACCUGCUAAUCUUUUUAUCAAGGUCUAUGCACCACCUACAUUUAUUGUUCGCCUGCCACCAUAUUUUGGAAAGGUUAUGACUUCCCAACAAAUCAAUGUAACAUGCAGGGUCGAGUGCUCUCCCAUUUGCUCCAUUGAAUGGGAAAAGAAUGGACGCAGGCUAGAAACUGGUCCUUAUUCAAGGUAUUACGUUGAGAAUAUUGUUAUACCUCCAGACACAAGAACAAAUGAUUUUGAGUCUGUCCAGUCAACACUUAUAUGGAAUAUGACAUCAUGGCCUGGAGGACAGUUGGACAGGAUCGCAGACAAUGCUAACUAUACAUGCAUCAGUACUGGAAAUGAAGUAGGAUCAGGUGUGAAGAGUACCACCUUUUUCGGUGUUGAAUACCCACCAGAAAAUUUGACAGUCUCUAACAGUAUCGUAAAUGUGAUUGAGGGUAAUGUUCCUGAAAAAGUACUCUGUAGUGCCAAAGCAUACCCAGAAUCAUCUUACCAAUGGCGUAGGGAAGGCGAGAAUGAAGUUAUCAUCAAAGGAAAUGCUCUUAUUCUCAACUUUCCAAUUCUUAGAAAAAAUGGAGGAAAUUACUAUUGUGAAGCUUAUAACAGGCAUGGAAACAAUUCACAGAAAACUUUCAUUAAUGUUCUUUUUAAACCGGAGUGUGGAAUCAUCAAGAAAGAAGUCGAUGGAAAGCUUUCUUUGGAAUGCACGGUCAUUGCUAACCCUCAGGAUGUCGACUUUACUUGGAAAAUAAAAAAUGAAAAUGAGACAAUCGAAGAGCACAUAGAGAAAGGUCAUCUCCAGAGUAUUCUGACCUUAGAGACAAGAGUUGAAAACUUCAGGACAUAUCUCUGUUUUGCUAACAACUCAGUAGGGGUUUCAAUACCUUGCGAAAUGGAUGUAUCAGGGAGCAUGAGCUGGUGGACGAGAUUGGAAAAUGAAAACCUCAUCAUACUUUUGGCGGUUAUUCUGUUCAUUAUUCUCAUGGUUAUACUCAUUUGUGUUGUCAUCAUCAUCGUGUGCAGAAGAAAAAGGGCAGCUGAUAAAUAUAAUAAUACAGUGGAGCUGGAAGAUAGAGAAAAUAACAUUGCCAUGUUUGUCAUGAACAACUACACAUUAAAUCCUGAAGGUAGCUGCAACAACAACAACAACAACAACAAUACGUCAGGCUCAAGGUCAGGCCAUGGAAGAGGAAAGUGGCCUUUGAGGCCCGGUGUCCUGGUUCAUGUCAACACUAACCACAGCCUUCUCGCGAGCUCCGGGCAAAGCGGUCCGCUCAAUGAGAGUCAGGAAUCAAGAGCGACCAGGAUAAAGAACAUGUUUUCCCCGGACCAAGUCGACAAAAUUAAAACUGGCACAAUACCAGGAGUAUUCAGCUCCAGAACUGGAGAUCCCAAUGCUGCAAAUAAAGACAACAAGAAUACAUCACCGAAUGAUGCACUUCUACCACCAGAAUCUGACAAAGCCUUCUAUGAAAAUCUUCCUUUCCAUAAUAUGCAAAAUCCUCCAAACAAGCCUAGUCGACCACCUAGUAGACUGAGUUCAGGCUACGGUUCUUCAAGAAGCCAACAAAAAGUACCAGCUCGUAAAUUCCUAACUGUACGCCCUUUAGGAUCUCGUGCUAGGCAUUGGCCGCAGUUCAGGAGCCUUAGGUGUUCUCGAACUGGAGGAACAACCCCAGUUCCUGCACCACGACAGUUCCUUCCGAAACCACCACUAGGAAGGCACCUUUAUCAAAAUGUACCUGUGCCAAUAGUUCCUAAUACUGCAUCUCAAACAUCAGGAGAUUCUGUUGCUCAAAAUCCUGCUGAAAACUUAAACUCUACAGCAGAUAUUUCAAAUCCCAACCAAGAAACAGAGACUUCUGAACCAAAAGUUGACGAGAACCAAACUUCUAAUUGUAAAAUUAAAGAGCCUUACCGACCUGAAUUCUCAGAUUUGGACUAUGCUGAUGUGGAUUAUCGUUCCUAUGGCCCCAUAAACUAUAAAGCUGCAUCUAUCUUUGCUGCUCAGAAAAAACAAGAAGAUGAAGAGUUACUGUGA